AUGUCGCUGGGCCGUUUCCAUGCUCUGAUCCGAACACACCACAUCACGUCGCGCAAGAAGGUUGCAGUCCUCCGCAAAGCCGCCGACCACUUUUCGGUCUUUGCCAUGCUGCGCGUCGGCGGUAGCCCCGGCAUCAUGUACUGCAAGGGCAGCGAGGACCGAGUGAGGGGCUGGGUCGCCGCCGUUCAUAGACUGCGAUACAAGGACUUCCGCGUGAUAUCCCCGCCGGAGCCGGUAGGCACCCUAUCCGCCCUCGCCGAGGACAAGCCGGGGCUCGUCGAGGUCGCCGACGUGAACGACUUUGCUGCCGCCAUGGAUCAAAGGGCGCUCUCUAGCUGGUGGAAAGCUGCCAUGGAGUGGUCAUGA
Messenger RNA from Lasiosphaeria miniovina, 366 nucleotides. RefSeq lists its product as uncharacterized. NCBI's taxonomy places the organism in Eukaryota, Fungi, Ascomycota, Sordariomycetes, Sordariales, Lasiosphaeriaceae. The record is from RefSeq and is a predicted model, not a curated record. Bases 1 to 366 code for a protein of 121 amino acids. The transcript is spliced from 2 exons.